AUGUCACAGGCCCUCGACUCCCUCCUUAAUGAAAUCCGCUCAGCUGACGAUGCUAAAAUCAUGCAAGCAGCUGCCUCCAACCUGAGUUACAGUAACUCACAACCACGCAAGUCCUCGUAUGGCCCCGCUCCCAAAAUGCCUGUUAAGUUGAGUCCCCAUGUGAAAUCCUGUCCCUUUUGCAAACAAGCUGGCCACCCGAGCAACGCACACGACCUCAGCACAAGCAAGCUCUUACCAGAGCAGGACCGUAAAUUCAUGCUGAAAGCCAGACAGAUUGUCUUUGUGCUUUAUGAUGACACUGAGGACACAUUUACCCAUCACGAGGACCAGCACUCUCAGAGCCUACGCAGUCUUACACUGCCUGCUUCAUCCAGGUUCCUCAGUGGUAGGGGAAACCCGACUUGUAUUCUGCUGUAUUGUAUUGUAUUCCACUUUGAUGGCCUGGUUGUGGAGAACUUGAAUGUGGACAUUCUGGCUGGCACCCCCUUCAUGUCCUCAAAUGACAUCUCUGUUCCACCCGCCAAGAGGCUGGUUAUCAUAGUUCACCUGCACCCAGUUGCCCCGGCUGAUCAUGAGCUUAUACGCCUAAAACACAUUGAUCGUCUGAGGAACCACCCAUAUAGUGAGAAAUCUAAGGCCCUUCGGGAGAAGGGUCUCUGGUGUGAGCUACGCCAGUUUGCAGGGUCUCAGCUCAGGGACUUCACAUAUCGCGUCAAGAAAAGUGACUGUUACAAAGUGCCUGUUGCAUGCCUGGAUUCCAGCCGUGGAGGCUCCGACAACGCCCCACCCUUCCAUGCCGGAGACACAAUGCCCUCCUCCCUAGCCCUAUCCUUUGACCAGCAGGAGGCCCUACAGAAUUUGCUGUUCGACCCUGGUGUGGCAUCCUUCCCAACCAGUAAAAACCAGAUGGGCAGUUUCAACCAUACAUCGUGCUCCUGUACAGGCAAAAGUGUUGUCCUCAAAAACAUUAUACCUGAGGACCAACUUGAUGAAGUCCUGAAACGCAGAGCAGAGGAGUACAGGAAACAGCAGAACAGGACAAAUACCAACCUAGAUGUCCUACUCAUGGCUCCUUCCAACUCUCCUCUUCAAUAUCCUAUUUAUGGCUUCACAGUUGAACCCUUGACAAAAAGCUUGAUUCCAGGCUUAGCUGUGCAUGCAGGAACAAGGGAACUUUACAAGGUGUUCUUGAGUGUGUCCUAUGGUAAUCUGUUAGUUGACGGUGCAACAGAAACAGAUCUGGUGGUAGGCCAGGGUCAGAAUGUGCUGAACAUUUCAACUACGUGUGUGGGUCGACUGAAUCAGCUCCUGAGUCAGGUGUCGUACACCAGCACCAUCUACCACAUCAACACCAGAGACUUGGCAAACUUCACAUUUGAAGACCAUACGGUCACGUUUCCCAUUAUCAUUAGGAGGUCUUCUAUGCCUGUUUUAUAUGAUCCUGGAACAGAUAUCAACACUCAAGUGACAGUUGCAACUAAAACCUUCCUCAGAUACAAGGAGCUAAAUGUCCUAAUUGAAAGUAUUCGGAAGUAUUACAAGGACAUCAAAAUCAUUAUUGCAGAUGACAGUUUAAACCCAGAAAGGGUGAUUGGCUCUAACAUUGAACAUUAUAUUAUGCCUCCAGCUCAGGGCUGGUUUGCUGGCAGGAACCUGGCUGUCUCUCAAGUGACAACGAAGUACUUCCUGUGGGUAGACGAUGACUUCCAGUUUAACAGUGAGACCAAAAUCGAGAGUUUUGUGGAGGUCAUGGAGGCUGUGCCAGAGUUGGACAUUCAAGUGGGUGGUGCUGUGAACAACAAUCAGUUCUAUUUCAAACUAGUCUAUGAGAGUGGGGACAUGGAAGAGGGAGGCUGUCUUUCUAGAGUCUUCAACACUACCCACCAGGCUCUCCCCAGCUAUCCACAUUGCUCUCUUGUAGAUGUCAACUUCUUCUUGGCCCGAACAGACUCAGUGCGUAGGGUGGGCUUUGACCCCGUCCUUAAAAGAGUGGCUCACAGUGAGUUCUUUAUGGAUGGCCUUGGAGAGCUGUUGGUUGCCUCUUGUGGCAAUAUCAAAAUUGGCCACCAGGCUCAGGUUAACCACAAUACCUAUAGUGAAUACAGGACGCAGAAGAAAACUGAUGAGAGAAGGAAACUAGCCCACCAUUUCUUCAAGAACCAUCUAAAAUGUGUUGAGUACUGA
Chanos chanos (milkfish) is the source of this 2184-nucleotide messenger RNA. Its product is annotated as beta-1,4 N-acetylgalactosaminyltransferase 2-like. Gene Ontology annotation, biological process: UDP-N-acetylgalactosamine metabolic process; UDP-N-acetylglucosamine metabolic process. The transcript has 14 exons. The record is from RefSeq and is a predicted model, not a curated record. Gene Ontology annotation, molecular function: acetylgalactosaminyltransferase activity. Lineage: Eukaryota; Metazoa; Chordata; Actinopteri; Gonorynchiformes; Chanidae. The coding region runs from base 1 to 2184 and encodes 727 amino acids.